CAGAUCGAUAGGUGACGCCCUAAACCUUUUCCUCGAGGUUUCAUAUGGAUCAAAACUGUCCUUUGCGGGUUUCCGUACCGUGCGGAAGUCAAAGCUAACGUCGCAUGUUGACAUUGAGGAUCACGUCAAUUCUCUACCGGUCCUUUUACCAUUAAAGGAUUCCCAUAAUGGUGACUGCAAAGCGCCUGGCUGACAUUGGUUACCGGGCUUUUUCUGGCUCGAUGAUGCUGCUGACUGUGUAUGGCGGAUACCUGUGUGCACUGCGAGGAUACCGCUUCAUGCAGAAGCAGAAGCAGCUAAAGCUGGCAGCAGAAAACCAGGAUCCUGAAGUCAUUAAAGACUGAUGACAGAGUGGCUGGCCCGGCCUUUUGUGCACAUGAUAUUUUCCAUUUUUCUUGCUUCGUUAUGUGGGUUUUCCCCCUCUUCUCAGGAUGAUUACGUGAUUUCAUUCUGAUGGAAAUCAUGUCACCUUGAGAUGUUUUGUUUAGAAAAACAUUAGCAAGCAAAUUAACCAAGGGUGUUCUAUUUGCAUCAGCCUUUGUUAAACCCAUGUUGUUUGGCUACCAAAGUGAAUAUGGCUGUAAUGUUUUGUAUCAUAUUAAAUAUGCCUUCAACCACA
Betta splendens (Siamese fighting fish) is the source of this 619-nucleotide messenger RNA. Its product is annotated as cytochrome c oxidase assembly protein COX14 homolog. Lineage: Eukaryota; Metazoa; Chordata; Actinopteri; Anabantiformes; Osphronemidae. Bases 168 to 344 code for a protein of 58 amino acids. The transcript has 2 exons. The record is from RefSeq and is a predicted model, not a curated record.